UCUAUCAGUGUGCAGCACAGUAGCCUACGAGAUUUUGAGGGCAGAGCGUGGAGGGAGAAGGAUGCAACCAACCUAAUGCCGUAUUAUGAACAGGAGAAAAGACCUAUCGGGAAGCUGGCUUUGUCCAGAAGGAGUUUAUCAAGGUGCAAUAUUUUAAAUGCGCCAAUGUUUACUGACUCUUUGUCAUUAUUGAAGUUUGCCUGAAGAAGUUUGAUUUGAUUUUCUUUCAGGAUUGUGCCAUAGCGACAUCUUUGUAAGCUAGGCUACGCUAAGACGCAGAAAAAAAGAACAUAAUGAAGACAACUGUAAAUGCCUUAAGGUUAAAUAUUCAAGUGCUGCUUACACGAGCACGAGGAAAAGCGACGAUGAUCAACUUGGGUCAGUGAAUGCUGCCUUUUAUAGCUUAUACAGACCAGUCCAAUUCUGCAGCCUAUGCUUGUGCAGUGACACUGGCGCGAGCAAGUCAGUGCAUUGCAAGGUAGGCUAUGCCACUUUGCGAAUCAAGAUAAACUCCCGCGGUGUAAAAAUGAUUAUCCCCAAGUGUUCAGCCAUUCACUCCGAUAACACCGACAAUCAGCGCAUUCUUUGAUUGUCCGAAUCUGUCAUAUUUUGGAGAGGGAUGGACAGUGCUUAUCAUCGCUCAGUUGCGUCCGUUAUUGCUGGACGCGUUUCAAACCAGAAAGCUGCAUGUGGCCACUAAUGCACUUCAAACUCAAGAGUGGUUGACACAUUGUAUCUACACAUUCCAACUCCUGUUGAUUCUCUCUGAUACAUUUUGAUACGUUUUACCUGUGGUUCCCGAAGUCACGCCACAGUUGUGCGUUCCAAGGGAUUUAGUGAACUUUGUUCGUGGUCUCCUAGCGAUUCUUCGUCUGAAUCGAUUCCUUUCUUUUUCGGGGAAUAAAAUGGCAGGAGAGACCCGAGGAACGGGGAUGGCUUUCGCGCAUUGGGACGGCUUGGGGAUUAUUUUUAUUUUACUUGUGGACUUACUUGGAACAGCUGCAAGUAACAUGGAACCUAUUUACUGGAAUACACUGAACAAUAGGUUUCGGGAUGACAGGGGCUACGUGUUGUACCCUCAGAUCGGGGAUCGUCUGGACCUGAUCUGCCCGGCCUCUAACCCCCCAAGCCCCCGCUCUCCCGCCGAGUACGAGUACUACAAGCUGUACCUGGUGUCCACGCGGGAGCAGGCUGACCGCUGUGAAGUCAUGGGUAACCCCAACCUUCUGCUCACUUGUGAUAAGCCCAACAGUGACAUGCGCUUCACCAUCAAGUUUCAGGAGUACUCCCCCAACCUGUGGGGCCACGAGUUCCAGACCCUGCAGGACUACUACAUCAUAGCUACAUCUGACGGGACGAAGAUGGGGCUGGACAGCAUGAGGGGAGGCGUGUGUGUGACGCGAGGGAUGAAGGUGGUCCUCAAAGUGGGACAGACUGCUUAUGGGCUCCCAGCCAAACCCAAACCAGACCCGAACCGCUUCAACCCCAGAGGAAACAGUACCGCGCCCGCUUCUGGCAGCGAGGGCGGGGGGGACAACCCUGUCCCCUCUAAUGUGGCCGUGAUCGCUGGGGCGGCGGGGGGCGGCGCCUUCCUCCUCAUCGCAGCAGCUGUCGUCUCUGUGCUGUGUUACCGCUGGCGACAGAGCAAGCACUCGGAGAGCCACCACCCCACCAUGACCCUGUCCACCCUCACCCCCAAGAGGGCCGGCGGCGGCCAGGCCGGCUCCUCCGGCGGAGGCAACAGCGGCUCGGAGCCCAGCGACAUCAUCAUCCCUCUGCGGACUUCAGACUCGGCCUACUGCCCGCACUACGAGAAGGUGAGCGGGGACUACGGCCAUCCGGUCUACAUCGUCCAGGAGAUGCCCCCCCAGAGCCCAGCCAACAUCUACUACAAAGUAUGAGGGCGGGACCUCCACGGAGCCCGGCCGGCUUAGACACACAGGAGGAGCAACGGACAGACUCCUGUUUUCGACUUCAAAACCCAACCGUCCCCUCUAUCUCCCUUACUCCGCCUCCUUCUUUUGGUAACAAACUGUCUGGAACGCCCCCACCCCCCCACCCCCCAAGCCCCGAGGGCUGUGCUGUACAGUGCCCUGACACUGGAUGGACGGAGGGGUGGUUGUGUGUGGGCGGGGCCUUUGGACCAGUUCCUGGCUCUGAAGGCUGUGAUGAAAGCCACAAUACCCUAUGAGCGUGAGGGCUGCUGAGCAGUGGCGGCAGCUCGGUACUGCCUCUUGCUCAGAGUGAGGGCUGACACUGGAUAUUAAAUGUCAAGCCUCCUCAAAGUGAAAGCGUUUGUCUUGUGAUGGAACGGGUUUGUGCACGGCUACACCUAAGCGCUACGCUGGCUUGUGCGUGGUGUGUCAGUCUUAACCCUGUAAGACCCGAGCAUUGAUCCAGACGAGAAGAAACGUUUGCCUUUAGAAAUGGGCCGUUGGGUUUUGCUGGUAGGAAAAGAUUUUGUGUGAAAUUCUUAUCGGUUCAAGUCAUGUCAAAAUGGAUUUCAAACAAAAUGUGUAAUGGUACAUUUAAAAUUCUAAAGUAAUUUUGUCUGAAAUAGCUUAAUUGAUCAACUUAACAUGUCCACAUUAAAGUAUGUUUUCAUUAAAACAUAUCUGAAAGGGUCAACUACUUUGUGGGUUUUCUAUGUAUGGAAAAUAUCUGACUUUGUUGUCUUUUCUGAUUCUGACCUGACCUCUAUUCCACAAAAUGAAUGGUCAUCAGCAGCAGUAUUCUGACCUUGUGAAACACUUAUUAAGAUAGCCAUUUUUGACCUUUUGAUGUGUAGAGAGAACAUCGAAGUUACUCUAUGUAUGUGUUUGUCUGUAUUUCCAGGAUUUGGAAGGAGAACCAUCUCUCUUCCUUGUUUUUAUCGAUAUGCUGUAUGAAUGUGGCCUUAUGUCUUAGUUUGGCACCCCUUUAGGCAGAUUGAUUUUACAGAACCACCUCUAGCUCGUUUCUUAAUUGCUUUUUUCCUACAUUAACAGAACAUCUUAACGAAAACAGGAAAAAAAGAUGUAAGUCAUUUUCUUGCAUGAAUGGCUUACAAAAAUAUGCUGUUGUUUCAGACAAGCAGACAAGUUUUUAAUGUGUAAGAGGCUACUGAUGCCAAAACAAUUAUACUGACACGCAACAAAUACCACCAAGAAUUUCAUUUGGGUCAUAGGAGAUGCAUUGUACAGUGUUGGACAUUGUGUUUCUAUUGUGGACUUGUGCAGGAUGCGUUAUAGGUAGGUUUGGCUUUGCCAGUGUGGGUCUAACAGGGUUGAAACCAAAACCACAAAAGCCAAGAUUACAAGAUUUUACCCAUUGUCAUCAUUUACAGAUGAUAUAUUAGUUUUUUCUUUUCUUUUUUCUAAACUAAUGAGUAGAGUUUUCUAUAUUGUAUGUCAUAUUUCCAUUAGGCGCAAUUGUUUGUCUGUAUUGUGAGUUUACUCUUCUACAGUCUAGAUGGAAUCUAGGUACAGUACUGUUAUUUAUUUUUGUGUGUUUUUCUUUGCAUUUUGGGGGGUUUGUCUUUGGUGUGGAGGAUGUUCUCUUCCUUUAUCCAUUUCCUUCACUCACACCCCUGCAUUGACAAAGUUGACUUUUCUGUAUAUAAAAUGUCACAGAGGAUGGAGGAGAGUACAACAACUCAAAGAGAUGUACUCAGCAAUAGACAGACUAAGAGACAGGACAAAGUAUUGGGAAACUGUUUGAAAAGAUGAACCCACCAACACUGUGGUACUCGUGUACUGUCUGUUCAUCCGUGUCCACACAUCGCACAAACAAAACCCUGAAAGCCCAACAAUAUUAUACAUCGACACUGAACAAAAUUAUAAACACAACACUAUUGUUUUUGCCACCAUUUAUCAUGAGCUGAACUCAAAGAUCUAA
This is a messenger RNA of Esox lucius (northern pike), 3876 nucleotides long. RefSeq names its product ephrin-B3a (gene efnb3a). The transcript has 5 exons. The record is from RefSeq and is a predicted model, not a curated record. Gene Ontology annotation, molecular function: ephrin receptor binding. Gene Ontology annotation, cellular component: plasma membrane. Gene Ontology annotation, biological process: axon guidance; ephrin receptor signaling pathway. Lineage: Eukaryota; Metazoa; Chordata; Actinopteri; Esociformes; Esocidae. Bases 906 to 1901 code for a protein of 331 amino acids.